Molecule: messenger RNA, 1188 nt
Organism: Enterobius vermicularis (human pinworm)
Lineage: Eukaryota; Metazoa; Nematoda; Chromadorea; Rhabditida; Oxyuridae
Source: the annotation of a GenBank genome assembly
AUGGUUCUAAGCAGCGGUAUGGGAGGAAAGUCUGAGGACGGUGAAAAUUGGAUGGCUGAUCGGAUUCGUAAGCGCAGGGGUGUGCUUGAUGGAGAUGGUGCUGGCAACAACUUUGAUGAAGCGCAGACUGUUGAGGAUUUAAUGGCCUCAGAAACAGAUUUUGAUGACCCUGUUUCUGGGCCACAUUUCCCUAACUAUCGCUUAUCCAAACGUACCAUAAGCGGAGCUAGUUACAGAACUGAUGAAGACACUGAUUACAGUGAAUACGAGGCGUUAAUAAAAUCAAAGAUAAUUUUUUACCUAAUUUUGUUAUCCAUUUUUUUUCAGUCGCCGGUUGACUCUUCGUUAAACUGGUUUCAACGGACGCGGCAGGCAUUACAUGGCGACUUCUCUUCAAUAUGUUUGCUUUUGUUCCUCUACCUGCUACAGGGUGUACCUCUAGGUCUUAUUGCAGCUAUACCAUUGGUGUUAUCAAGUAGGAAUGCUUCAUAUGGCCAGCAAGCAGUAUUUUCUUUUGCCUACUGGCCUUUUAGUCUUAAAUUGUUAUGGGCUCCUAUUGUCGAUUCUGUGUACUGGAAACGUAUGGGAAGAAGGAAGUCUUGGAUGGUACCUUGUCAAUAUUUAAUUGGUAUUUUCAUGUUAAUAUUGUCAUAUAAAGUUGCGGAUAUAAUGGGUGAUGAAAGUGAAGGUUUGUACACUUUUAUUUUACUAUCCUUCAAGAAGUUAGAAAUUAACUGUAUAACAGCGCUUAUUCAUCACUUUUUUCCAGACUCAAAAGCUCCAAACGUGUUGUUCUUGAUGUUGAUAUUUCUGCCUCUGAAUUUCCUGGCAGCCACUCAAGAUAUUGCUGUAGACGGAUGGGCUCUUACAAUUUUGUCUAGGAAGAAUGUUGGCUAUGCUUCAACCUGCAAUGCCGUUGGCCAAACUGCAGGCUAUUUUUUAGGUAAUGUUGUAUAUUUAACCUUGGAUUCUGCUGAUUUUGCAAAUCGUUUUUUCCGAACGGAACCAAAACCGUAUGGGUUGGUGUCAUUAUCUGGUAGGUGCUUAUGGUUAAAUAUUUUAGUUGGUUCUUGGAGGGCGUUAAUUGCCUCAUCUAUCAAUGUUCUGGAAUCUCAGGCCCAGUUGGGUUUGUUUGGUAAGGGUCGGCUAUGGCGUAUCAACUUGUAUCAUUAUCAUCAUCAAGGCUAG